AUGAGUGAAGGGCCUCUAUACCUGGGGUUCGACCUCUCGACCCAACAAUUGAAGGCCAUUGUCGUUCAAUCUGACCUGAACGUUGUUUAUGACGCCAAAGUCGACUUCGACCAAGACUUCGGUUCCAAGUACAAGAUUAAGAAGGGUGUGCUAGUUGACGAUGCGGAAGGUGAAGUCUUUGCUCCUGUAGCCAUGUGGCUCGAGUCACUCGACUUAGUGCUCCAACGGCUACAGGAUAAAAAGGCACCUUUGAACCGGAUCCGGGGCAUCUCUGGGUCGUGCCAACAACACGGGAGCGUCUACUGGAGUAGGCAGGCCGAGACGUUGCUCGGUGGUCUCAAGUCAGACAAGGCGCUCGUCGAUCAGCUGAAGGAGGCCUUUUCCCACCCACACGCACCGAACUGGCAGGACCACAGCACCCAACGGGAAUGCGACCAAUUCGAUGCCGAACUUGGGUCCCCGGAUCGCUUGGCUGAGGUGACAGGGAGCGCGGCCCAUCAUCGCUUCACUGGCACGCAAAUCCUGCGCCUUAGGAAAAAGCUCCCCGAUAUGUACGCCAAUACGUCCCGAAUCUCCCUCGUCUCGUCCUUCCUCGCUUCCCUCUUACUCGGCACCGUUGCCCCCAUGGACAUCAGCGAUGUUUGCGGUAUGAACCUCUGGGACAUCUCCCAGAACAACUGGUCCGAGCCGCUCUUGGAGCUCACGGCCGGUAAGGAUGGCGUGUCAGAACUCCGCAGCAAGCUGGGUGAAGUGCGCCACGACGGUGGAGGUAGCAUGGGCGGGAUUAGCAACUACUUCAUCUCCAAAUACAACUUCAGCCGGGACUGCCAGGUUGCCCCCUUCACAGGAGACAACCCGGCCACCAUCCUGGCCCUGCCACUACGCCCACUUGAUGCCAUCGUCAGUCUAGGUACCAGCACUACUUUCCUCAUGAGCACGCCUGUGUACAAACCAGACUCGAGCUACCAUUUCUUCAACCACCCAACCACCCCUGGCCAGUACAUGUUCAUGCUCUGCUACAAGAACGGCGGUCUGGCCCGCGAGAAGGUCCGCGAUGCCGUACCCAAGUCCUCCAACGCAGACGACACCUGGGCCGCUUUCAACCACCACGCUCUCAACACCCCGCCCCUCGACCUCAAGUCUUCCACCGACCGCGCGAAGCUAGGCCUGUACUUCGACAAACCCGAGAUCGUCCCCAACAUCCGCGCCGGCACCUGGCGGUACACAUGCGACGCCGCCACCGGCGCCAAUCUGCAGGAAGAGACCGGACAAUGGGAGGCCGAGACCGACCCCCGGAUCAUCGUCGAGUCACAAGCUCUCUCGAUGCGUCUGCGCAGCCAGCGCCUCGUGACGUCACCCGACGGCAACAACAAGCUCCCCGCACAGCCACGACGUAUUUACCUCGUCGGUGGCGGCUCGCUCAACCCCGCGAUCGCGCGCAUUGUCGGUGAUGUGCUGGGCGGUGCCGAUGGUGUGUAUAAACUGGACGUGGGCGGCAAUGCGUGUGCAUUGGGGGGUGCCUACAAGGCCGUGUGGGCAUUGGAGCGGUCUGAGGGCGAGACGUUUGACGAGUUGAUUGGGAAGCGUUGGAAGGAGGAAGGGGCUAUUCAGAAGGUGGGCGAUGGGUACCUCGAGGGUGUGUUUGAGAAGUAUGGCGCCGUUCUCGGCGCUUUUGAGGAGAUGGAGAACCGGAUUUUGAAGGUAGCAAAGAAUCAGUAG
This is a messenger RNA of Dichotomopilus funicola, 1719 nucleotides long. Its product is annotated as xylulose kinase. The coding region runs from base 1 to 1719 and encodes 572 amino acids. Gene Ontology annotation, biological process: D-xylose metabolic process; xylulose metabolic process; phosphorylation. Gene Ontology annotation, molecular function: D-xylulokinase activity. Gene Ontology annotation, cellular component: cytosol. The record is from RefSeq and is a predicted model, not a curated record. The transcript has 3 exons. NCBI's taxonomy places the organism in Eukaryota, Fungi, Ascomycota, Sordariomycetes, Sordariales, Chaetomiaceae.